AGGGGAAAUAUUGUAGAGUAAUGUAAUCGUCAACUUGUAACCUUCUCCCCACUAGGCACAUACUGUGCAACCGCUGUUUGCUUUUUAUUGAUAGCAUCUUAUACCAACAGAACUGAACACAAACAAGCUACAAAGUUAAUUCAAGUCAACGGAACCCAAGGCGUGUUUUUUUUCUGUCUCUCUGCAUUGGUAUAUUUGUUCCUAAUAAAAGGCGCUUCGGGCAGACAGGACCUCAGCUUAAUGUCUCACCUGAGAGGUGACGUCUCUGACACUCCCUCAAUGGCACUAUGAAAUGUCAACCAAGAUGAUGUUCUGAAGUUUCUGGUGUGGGCAUGAACCCACAUAUCUCACAGCAGAGACGAGAGCUGAUAUAAAGGCUUUGACACCUCCUUUGAAUGAUAGAUUCAACUGAUGAGUCCACUUGCUGAAGAAACAGAACCUUUUGGCCAACUUUGACAGCUGAGUACAUCUCUAUUGAUGGGACUCGAAGGAGUUAAAUGGUGUUGUUGAUAAGAUCAAUGGGUUCGCAGGAACAAACAGGGGAGGAAGAACCUUGCCAAAUGGCUAUGAUGGCGCCCCCAAGCAGGCGUUUGAGGAACAGGCCGGUUGUGAAGGAUCAAAAAGAGAAUGUAGAUACAGAGCUUCGGGAAGACAGAGAGGCAGAAAACUUCAGCGGAUUACAUCAUGCCCAAUGCAAUGGAGAUGACGGAGAUGAGAAGAAGGCUGAAAAAUUUACUUGCCGCAUUUGUGAAAAGAGCUUCACUUUCCUUAGUGUGCUGUCAGUUCACAUGCGAACCCAUACUGGUGAAAAGCCUUACAAGUGUCCAUAUUGUGACCACAGAGCUUCUCAGAAAGGGAAUCUUAAAAUUCACAUCCGGACUCACAAAAUCGGAGACUUGAGUGAGGGGAACAAAACAAAUUUGAGAGAGCAACAGCCCAAUGAGUUCAAUGCUUUGGAGAGUGUUAAUAUUCCCACCAGCUCUGCACAGAGCACCUCAUCUCGCAGCCUGGCACAGAAUGGAUUAACAAAGGCAGAGAAUGGCAAGAUUGUUCUAAGGCGGCUUAAGAAAGAGAAGGAAAUUCCCCUAACUGCCAGUGAGAGUGCCUUCGCAUUCCAAUGUUCAUGCUGUAAAGGAAGGUUUGAGAAGCAGGACCAAUUAGAUCAGCAUGUACAACUUCUGCACAAGUCAUACAAAUGCAAACUAUGUGAGUAUGUCACGCUAAGAGACGACGAAUUGCUUAGCCAUAUAGAAAAAGUUCACAUUACCGUGGAGAAGCCAAAUAAUGAAGGUGAGAGUGACAGUGUCGAACAGCCAGCCAGUGAGUUCAUGUGUGAAACAUGCCAUCAGACCUUCAACCAGUCCUGGUUUUUAAAGGCCCACAUGAAGAAACAUAAUGGCUCCUUUGAAUAUAGUUGUCAUGUCUGUGGACGCAAGUUUAAGGAACGUUGGUUCCUCAAGAACCACAUGAAGGUGCAUGCCACGAGGAGUAGAAACAAAAACAAAGUCAGUAAAGCUGACUCUGAGGGUUUAGUCACCAUUAACGAUGUGGUACAAGAACACAGAAUGAGCAUUACAUGCUCACAGUAUCAAAUCUGUAUGAAAUGUGGUUACUUGUUCCCAAGCAGAGAAAGCUUAAAAGAACACGAGAAGUUGCACAUUAGAACAUUUGAGGAGUGCACUGAAGAGCGGGUAAAGACUGUAAGGGAGGCAGUGAUGAAUGGCACCACCAAAAACUGCACAAAGGACAAUUUCCUCAGGUCUCUGAACUUGAGACCAUCUGUGUCAGUGGAUACUUUUACAAGUCGCUUGUUUGCUAAGGGCAUUGCUGAACUGGACCCUGUGAGUAGCUAUCAAGCUUGGCAGUUGGUCACAAAGGGAAAAGUCAUAGAACUCACUGGGUCGGACAAGGGUGUUCCAGAGGCAGAUAUCAUGUGUGAUAAAGAAAAGGGAGCAUACACUUUCACUGAUACGGAGAAGCGCAAACGGGAACAAGACACUCAAAACAGUAGCUGUCCAAAGAAACGCAAUAGGACAAAUAGUACACAAGAGAAAGAGAGUCAGUUAGCCAGCUCUGGGGAAAGCAACAAUGGCGCAGAUAUCAGACCCACAUUACGUCAUGGGAAGAGAUCUUCACAGAAUAAAAGUACAGAGUGUUUGGAAUGUGGGAAAGCAUUCCGGACCUAUCAUCAGGUGGUGCUGCAUUCCAGAGUGCAUAGAAAGAACAGGGGCAGAUGUGAAGGUGGACAGGUUGGCCAGGAUGUAAAGCCUGGUUCCACAAGUGAAGCAGACUCGACUUCAACCAGCCGGCCCAGUACUCCGGGCUCGACAUCAGCCCCAGAAGACGCACCGGGGCUGGAAGGGGAAGACGUCGACAGCUCUGAAGAGGGUAUAGAGAUGCAAUCAGUUAGUGAUGCACAGGCACAAUCAGAAAGAGGAGAAAAGCCAUACAAAUGUUUGCCUUGUGACUACACGGUGACUGAGCCACCUUUACUGCCAUGCAACCCAGCCUCCCAGGCUCCUCAGAAUGAAUCUCAGGAAGACAUUCCCGCUUCCACCAACAGGUCUCACGAAUCUUUGCCAGAUAGACCAGGAAUCUUUCUUGAUUCAAAAGACGUAACUUGUUGUUUGGAUGUUAAAGGGGUCCCUGUGGAAUGUAGUUCUAUUUCACAAAUGGAAGUACCAAGAGCUGAACAGGAACAGGGAUCAGUUGGAUCUUGCAGAGUCGAAGAAGGCAUCCUCCAGCCCAGCCUACCACCGGGUUUUCAGAACAAACCAGUCAGUGGAAAGAAUUCAGACCUGCCUUUGAAAGGUGCAGAUAAAGUGCACAACAUUGAUCCCAACACAAAUGCAACUGAAAAUGAAUUUCCUUUAGAUUUGACCUUAACAUUUUUUAAAAAGUUUGCCUGCAAGGAUAAUUUCUUCUUCCGGGGUUCACCUACCUCACCACCCCAGAAUGGUAUGAUCACACACUUUUGCCAGUUCUGCAAUCACGCAACCCUCUACCCUGAAGUGCUCCUGAUGCAUCAGCGUGUCCUACACAAGCUGAACCUCAAUAUGCCAACUCCGAAAUGGCGAGCCCGGAAUGGGCUGAAAGCCGCAAAUCACAGCUUGCCUGGAGUUAGUAGCAGUCGACGCACAGGCCCUCCUCCUGUACUGAACAGUAAAGAAAGUCCUCCCAUGCUCCCAUCCCCUGUACAUAGCCAUCCCCCAUGCCAAAGGCAAUCACCAACGGCCAGAGCUGCUCCCUUGUUGUCAGGGAUCUCAAGCAAGUCACACGCUCCCCCACAGCCCAGAGUAUCCCUCCCCCCUACAGGUACGAGGGCUGUAGGCCCAGUUCCAAAUAGUUACUGGUACCAGCAAGCAAACAGCCAAAAGCAAUAUGGUUUUGUUUCAGAACAAAAUGUACGAUCAAAUAUAAGUUUAGAGCACAAGAUAUUGCAAGCUGGUAGUUUUGGAAACAAAGUUGCUCAUUCACGCCCUGCAGUUCUAAGAUAUGGAACCGCAACUGAGAAUAUCACAAUAGAUCGACUUCUUCAAGAGGAUGGUGCCGGUGGUGCAGUUUCUGGUAAUUGUUGCCAACUAUACCCAACAAACAUUCAAGUCGGUCGAGAGUCAGGAUGCAAAAGCUUGCCCACAGCUGCCCAGCAGACCAAACACAAAGCCAAUGCUCUGCCUCAACCCGAAUACAGAUCAGCAGGUAUAGCUGAGCUGGCAUCAUUAGGAUACUGUACACGAGAUGGGCAGAUGCCACGUCAUUCCAGUCCAACAGGAUGUUCUACUUCAUUAGGCACUUUUGAGCCAGCAUCACCGACGAAACAGGGAGAUAGGAUGAAGCACGGGAAUGCUUUUAACGUGCUAACGGCCUACAAUCCACAAGAUCUGUCUGCCUUAUAUGAAAGCUGGAGAGCUCACAGUCCCUUUCUGGAUCCAACAGCCGAAACAAGAAUACUUGCCACUCAGCAGAGAGACUUGAACUGUGGAGAAUGUGGAAAGAGUUUCAGCCAACCCAGGCAUCUCAGGACACACAUGAAAACCCAUGCAGUGCAAAAGUCCUUCUGCAGUCCUCAAGUGGCAACAGCAGAGAGACCUUUCCAGUGCAGAUACUGUCCGUACAGUGCCUCGCAGAAGGGGAACCUGAAAACCCAUGUACAAUGUGUUCAUCAUGUGCCAUUUGACAACACCCAGUAUCCGGAUCGACGGUUCAGACUCUCACAGAGUGAUAUGGAUCUCUACAGGACAAUGAAUAAACAGUUUAGUCAUUUUUCAACAGAUUGCCAGGCUACAGGAACAACAGUACUGGAUUGAUGCCCAUUCCCAAUCUGCAAAUUUCAGGAAAUUUCCUUCCACUUUCAGUGGGGACAGAACAUGGGUCACAAUGACACUGUCUCUUCAGGGUUCGAAGACUGCAGGAACAAUCUUUAAGUGCUAACAUGACCCAAGAGUUGAAUGCCUGUUCUUUUCGUGAUGAAUGACUGCAGCUCAACAGACUACUGGUCUGCAAACAGAAUGCUAAAAAGCUGUCCAUCCAGAUUGCAUAUUGAUAAUUCGCAUUGAGGAUCUGACUGGUUAAAUCCUCAUUAUUUUCGACACAUGGUCCUGCUUUUUGAUCUUCCUUUCCAUGUUGAUGGACUUUGGGAAACUCAGCCAAUGCUUUGAACUGGACAAUGUGAAUCUAAUGCUAGGUACUAGUGUUAGAAACACAUGCAAUUUAUCCCUUAUCAUAUCGUUAUAACUUAUGGCAAAACAAAGUCAAAAUUGAUCAAAGAUACAUUCAUAUAUUUUUUUGAAAUUUAUGGCACUCUUUUGGCAAAAAUAAUUUGUGUUAAAAAUUAAAAGCCUGUAUGGCAGGCCACGUCAACAGGAAGCAGUCUUGCUGUCAGCUGAAAGGUACUAAAUGUUAACAUGAGCUCAUUCUUAAUUUUAAUGAUAUAUCAAAUACAGAUUGAAUUUGAAUAAUCCUUUACUCAGUCACUUUUCAGGAUAUUUUACACAAACCAUUAUUUUCACUGCAAAAGCAAAGUUUGACACACAGAAGCCAGAAGGAAAAAAAAGUCCAAGUAAGAAAAGCUGUCCUGGGUUUAAUCUUCUUGUGAGAUAAAACAACAGCA
Messenger RNA from Hemiscyllium ocellatum (epaulette shark), 5110 nucleotides. It is a transcript of the gene znf516, whose product is annotated as zinc finger protein 516. Gene Ontology annotation, biological process: regulation of DNA-templated transcription. The coding region runs from base 498 to 4307 and encodes 1269 amino acids. Gene Ontology annotation, cellular component: nucleus. Lineage: Eukaryota; Metazoa; Chordata; Chondrichthyes; Orectolobiformes; Hemiscylliidae. Gene Ontology annotation, molecular function: RNA polymerase II cis-regulatory region sequence-specific DNA binding; DNA-binding transcription factor activity, RNA polymerase II-specific. The record is from RefSeq and is a predicted model, not a curated record. The transcript has 7 exons.